This is a messenger RNA of Microplitis demolitor, 1500 nucleotides long. RefSeq lists its product as uncharacterized. Gene Ontology annotation, molecular function: ribonucleoside-diphosphate reductase activity, thioredoxin disulfide as acceptor. The coding region runs from base 1 to 1500 and encodes 499 amino acids. Gene Ontology annotation, cellular component: cytosol. Gene Ontology annotation, biological process: deoxyribonucleotide biosynthetic process. The transcript has 2 exons. The record is from RefSeq and is a predicted model, not a curated record. Lineage: Eukaryota; Metazoa; Arthropoda; Insecta; Hymenoptera; Braconidae.
AUGAAUCAUUACGUUGAAUAUUAUCAAGUACAGGCUGGUGGGGGUUACACUGAAAAAUAUAAUCGGUUCGGUCGUGUAUACGUAGGUGCACCUUACCAGCGUGGUCACGGUAUUGGUGCUUUUUUGGGUGGUUUAUUUCAGCGUGUAUUACCAUUUUUGGGUAAAGCUGCUCGUGCUAUCGGUAAAGAAGCACUCAAUGCGGGGUUAAAUGUUGUUAGUGAUGUUUCAACACGCGGUAUACCACUGAGAGACGCUCUAGAACAUCGUUUGACGGAUGCUGGUUUCAAUUUAAAACGUAAGGCCCAAGAAAAAAUCGAUAAAAUAAUGACAGGCGAGUGUGCCAAGUCAGAAUUGGACUUAUUUACUAUACCACUAACACAAAAGAGCGUCGAAUAUUCACAAUGGACGCACUACAAUCCAGUUUCUUUAAUAACAGAUGACUCGCCCAUUGAAUUUGUUAUACCUGGGCAUGGUGACGAAUACAUCGAUUCACCUCAUACAAUGUUAAAAAUACGGGUACAAAUAAUUGCUGCUGACGGAACUCACGCUGCGGCCGAUAAAGUCGAUCCUGUAAAUAAUUUAUUACACUCAAUGUUCAAUCAAAUUGAUGUGUUUUUCAAUCAAAACUUGAUUUCACCGCCUAUCAAUGCUUAUGCUUACCGAGCAUACAUUGAAACAUUAUUAAAUUACAGUAGUGAUGCGAAGAAUUCACAUUUAGGUUUAACUUUGUGGUCUAAUGAUACCAGCGGGGCGUUUGAUAAUCCUGUAGGAGGUAUUGGUGAAAAUGACAACAAUGUUAGUAACAAAGGGCAAGAAGAACGUGCGGGGAUUACUAAAAACCGUGCGAAAUUUGAUUUACUUGGACAUCUACAUUGUGAUAUUUUUAAUCAAGAUACGUUUUUUUUAAACGGUGUAGAAAUGCGCUUACGUUUAAUACAUACGAAAUAUUCAUUUCGUUUUAUGGACAGUACAAAUAAAAAUUACAAAAUACAUUUACUUGAGUCAUCACUUAUUGUAAGAAAAGCUAAACUAGCGCCAGGUAUACUUUUGGGUCACGCCAAGGCUUUGUCACAAACAACGGCAAAGUACCCCCCGACGCGUGUUGAAAUAAAAUCAUAUGUGUUACACGCAGGUAUUUUAAGUCAAACAAUAGAUAAUGCUAUAUUAGGACAGCUACCUAAACGAGUGAUUAUUGGUUUUGUUGAUAAUCGUGCAUACAACGGUGACAGAACAUUAAACCCUUUUAAUUUUGAUAAUCAUGGUAUCAACUUUUUUUGUCUUUAUGUUGGCGGUAAGCAAGUACCAGGUAAAGCAUUACAACCACAAUUUUCUGAGAAUGAUUAUUUAGAAGCUGAAGCAUACAACACCCUUUUUACCGGUACGGGUAUACAUUUUCCUGACUAUGGUAACAACAUUACACGAAAAAAUUACUCCAAAGGAUAUUGUUUGUUCGCAUUCGACUUGACGCCUGAUCUAUCUGCUCAUUUUGCUACCCACUGA